Molecule: messenger RNA, 2621 nt
Organism: Neolamprologus brichardi
Lineage: Eukaryota; Metazoa; Chordata; Actinopteri; Cichliformes; Cichlidae
Source: RefSeq, a predicted model, not a curated record
UCGGCGGUACUCGGUUGCUAACGGUCGGUAUGUUCAAAUGUUCGGCUGCAGCUCCUCCUGAGACUCAAGUGAAGAAAGAGCGGAGAGAAAAGAGACCCCCGGACCGGACAGAAGGAGUCUCAGAGCGGGAUGACGGUGCUGCAGGAACCUGUCCAGGCUGCAGUGUGGCAGGCUCUGAACCACUACGCCUACCUGGACGCUGUUUUCCUCGCAGAGAGGCUCUACGCUGAAGUGAGGUCAGAGGAGGCGCUUUAUCUGUUGGCCACAUGUUACUAUCGCUCGGGGAAGCCCUACAAAGCCUACCGGCUGCUGAAGGCUCACAGUUGCUCCACGCCACAGGUUCGAUUCCUGCUGGCAAAGUGCUGCGUGGAGCUCAGCAAGCUGGCGGAAGGAGAGCAGGUUCUGAUUGGUGGUGUGCUGAACAAACAGAAGAGUCAGGAUGACAUCAUCACAGAGUUUGGAGACUCCGCCUCUUUCACGCUAUCUUUACUGGGGCACAUUUACUGUAAGACAGAUCGUGUUGCCAAAGGUGCCGAGUGUUUUCAGAGGAGUCUAACUCUCAACCCGUUCCUCUGGUCGCCUUUCCAGAACCUCUGUCACCUAGGAGAGAAACCAGACCCAGAUCAGGUGUUCAGGUUGUCCUCGCUACAGAACUGCUCCAUUGCCCCGCCUCCACCAUCUGUAAGCCCUGCCCAGAACUCCUCCCAUAGAUUAGACACCGCCCUCAUGGAGACGCCACAGGACACGCUGGAGUUGAAUCGUCUGAAUCUGGAAUCAUCAAACGGAAAGCUGGCGUCUGAUUUGUCUGUCUCCUACAUCGACUCCUCCCUCAUCUCUCCAGACACCGGCUCCUUAUUGGGGAACACGGUUUCUAUGGCGUCAGCUGGCUCACUUUUAGCUAAACAGAACAAGCCCAAGAGUGGGCGGAGUUUACUUGGAGGUCCUGCAGCCCUCAGCCCACUAACGCCAAGCUUUGGCAUCCUGCCCUUGGAGCCCAGCCCAGGAGACCCCACAUAUCUACAGAACUAUUCAUCCACUAUGGAAACACAAACUACAGCCCCCAGCAAGAAGGCUGUUUCCAGGAUCAGUCAGUCCAAGUCUGUCUUCAGUCAGAGCGGUAACAGCAGAGACGUUCUCCCCAUCCCCUUCAACCAAUCGCAGACCUCUGCACCUCACAGCAGUGGCUCUCCUCAGGUCCUCAGUCCCAGCAUGUCGGGGCCGCCAAAUGUUCAGCCCAGAAGAAGCUCCAGAUUGUUUACAAGCGCCAGCUCUACUGCCAAGGAGAACAGUAAGAAGCUGAAGAUGAAGUUCCCGACAAAGAUCCCGAACAGGAAGACGAAGUGUAAAUCGGCGAAGACGUCUAACAGCACCAACCUGAACGAGAGCCUGGACAUCCUGAGACUGGAUCCCAGCCUGAGUCUACCUGAGACAAAGAUCCCACAGUACCAGAGGGCCGCCGCAGACAGCAUAAUGGCGUUGCUACGGGAACUGGGACGGGGCUACCUGGCGCUGUGCUCGUACAAUUGUAGAGAAGCCAUAAACAUCCUGACCUCGCUGCCCCCCCAGCACUACAACACCGGCUGGGUCCUCACGCACAUCGGCAAGGGCUACUUCGAGCUGGCCGAGUACACACAGGCGGAGCGCAUGUUCAGCGAGGUGCGCAGGAUCGAGUCGUACAGAGUGGAGGGGAUGGAGAUUUACUCGACCACGCUGUGGCACCUGCAGAAAGACGUCGCCCUGUCGGCGCUGUCCAAAGACCUGACAGACAUGGACAAGAACUGUCCCGAGGCCUGGUGUGUAGCAGGAAACUGUUUCAGCCUGCAGAGAGAGCACGACAUCGCCAUCAAGUUCUUCCAGAGAGCCAUCCAGGUGGACCCGGGCUUCGCGUAUGCGUACACGCUGCUGGGUCACGAGUUCGUUCUGACAGAGGAGCUGGACCGAGCGCUCGCCUGCUUCAGGAACGCCAUAAGAGUCAACAACAGACACUACAAUGCCUGGUAUGGUCUGGGAAUGAUUUACUACAAACAGGAGAAGUUUAACUUGGCUGAGAUCCACUUUAAGAAAGCCCUGAGCAUCAACCCUCAGAGCUCCGUGCUGCUCUGCCACAUCGGAGUGGUGCAGCAUGCUCUGAAGAAGUCUGAUGCAGCCUUAGAAACAUUGAACCGAGCGAUCGGCAUCGACCCCAAAAACCCACUCUGCAAGUUCCACAGAGCCUCCAUCCUGUUCGCCAACGACAAGUACAAGGUAAUCAAUACUUCAGCCGAGGUGGACGACAGUCAGGACAGCAGCAUCAUGACGGACGCCGACGACACGCAGCUCCACACGGCCGAGAGUGAUGACGUUCUUUAACCACGCCCUUUGGCUCCGCCCCAACCCUGGCUUGAGCCAGUCCCUCCCCUGUUUUGAUUGGCCAGAGGAGUACUGUUCCUAGGCAAUGACAGACCUUCAGUUUAGCUCCGCCUCUCUCCCCAUCCUCCUGUUGACUGAAACGGACUGCUGGUGCCCUGAAGCCCCGCCCCCUGACACUGCCUUCCUGUCAUGUCAUCACAGCUGUUUGGUUUUUUUUUUGUUUUUUUUUUGUUUUUAAUAUUUUUCUUUUGUUUUGUUUUUCAUCCUGAUGG